Molecule: messenger RNA, 1026 nt
Organism: Thlaspi arvense
Lineage: Eukaryota; Viridiplantae; Streptophyta; Magnoliopsida; Brassicales; Brassicaceae
Source: the annotation of a GenBank genome assembly
AUGAGCCUCGUGUCGCGAGACUUGAAGGAUUUUCUCAAUUCCGAUUCCGAUGAGAUCCCCAACAGCUUGAAACAGAUGGCCAAGAUCACCAGGUCGUAUGAGUUCACGGAUUCGCUCUCUAGGGUUUCUCAGGCUGUCACCGUCGGGGUCUUUCGCGGGUACAACUUCGACCCUAGUAGCGUUGGCGGUUCAGGAAUUGGAUCGGAGCCAAGUGUUGUUGAUAGAGUGAUUGAUAAGGUUUUCUCGAAGGCUGGAUCUGGUUUCGUUUCAGUUGUAGCUGGUAGCUUUGCUAAGAAUCUAGUUCUUGGAUUUUACUCGAAUGAGUUGGAGAAUGGUGUGAAAUGCGAUUCUGAUUCUUCAGAGACACCUCAAUGGGUGAAUCUGCUCUGUGAUGAUAAGUGUAGAGAGCUUUUAGCUGAUUGCAUCCAGAGAUUUACCAGCACAGCAAUCGCUGUGUAUCUCGACAAGACGAUGGACAUCAACACUUAUGACCAGAUCUUUGAGGGCUUGACGAAUCCGAAGCAUCAGGAUAGGGUCAAAGACGUUCUUGUUUCGGUUUGCAAUGGUGCCCUCGAAACUCUCGUUAGGACGUCUCACGAAGUCUUUACAUCUUCUUCAAGGUCUAACACUGUGAUAGAAGAGAUGGAAGAAGACGAUCUCAAGAUGAACGGUUCAUCGAGGAGCAAGUCGGAAUCAGUGGACGGGAUCAAGAGUAGCGGGUGGGCCGAGGCUAUCUCAACUACGUUGGCAGUGCCAAGCAACCGAAGGUUUAUGUUCGAUGUAACGGGGAGAGUAACUCUAGAAACUACAAGAUCAAUCAUCGGAUUCAUAAUGUUGAAGAUGUUACAAGGGUUCAGAAAAAGUUUCAAUGUGGUUCACGAAGAGGUUACAGACAGAGGACGCCAAGUAGUUGGAUAUGUUGGAGCCAAAUCUUCUGUUAUAGUCACAGUGUGCCUCGCCUUGUACCUGCACGUCAUAAGCGGCUGUGUUCGUAACUCUCCCAUAGGCGUAAGCCAGCAUUUUUAG